Molecule: messenger RNA, 3234 nt
Organism: Funneliformis caledonium
Lineage: Eukaryota; Fungi; Glomeromycota; Glomeromycetes; Glomerales; Glomeraceae
Source: the annotation of a GenBank genome assembly
AUGUCAAUAGCCUCAUCUUGGAAAACUUAUGGUCAAAAGGAGAAUCUUAUUGCGUCCAUCCGCAAUAUUAUUAAGGAUUAUUCCUUCGAAAGCAUAUUUAGAGAAUUCAUUCAAAAUGCUGAUGACGCCGGAGCUACUCGGUUUCACAUAAUCAUCGACGGUCGUUCACAUCCCUCCGACUCUCUAUUUAACAAUGAAAUGAAGGCCUGGCAAGGUCCCGCAAUCUUAAUAUUUAAUAAUCAAAAAUUUGAGGAAUCUGAUUUUGAAUCGCUAAUGCAGUUACGCGUUGGUGGAAAACAAGACGAUAACACAAAGAUUGGGAAGCAUGGAUUAGGUUUCAAUACGUGUUUUCAUUUUACCGAUGUUCCGAGUUUUAUUAGCGGAGAUUCUAUUGCCUUUUUGGAUCCUCAAGAGAAAUUCUUGAGACAACGUGGAAUAAUUGGCCCUUUUCCAACAAAUGGCAUUGAGGGGCUUUCUGAAAAGGACCAGUUGGUCCCCUUUGAGGGCAUCGAGGGCAUCAAUUUUUGUUCGACUUUUGAGGGGACACUCUUUCGAAUCCCACUUCGAAGGGAAGGAAGUGAAUUAUCCAACAGAACUUUCUCGAUAGCUGAAAUCUUUGAAUUGUUCUCCAAUCUUAAAUCAACUAUCCCUUCCCAAUUUUUAUUUCUUCGAAAUAUCGAAACAAUUGAAAUUUCUCAAAUAUCUGAAACUACAGUUCCGCUUCAAAUAAAACCUCUAUGUAAAGUAACCAUGGAGGAAUUGGAUGAAACCGUAAAAAAUAAAAGAAGAUGUGAACAUGUUAUCAACGGCGAAUUUCCUGUUUUUCAGAUAAAGACAAAACUAAUUGAUUAUGAGAAUUUAAACAACAUAAAAUACAAUAGUUGGAUUAUCGCUAUUGGUGCUCAACAAGAUCCUGAAGACUCUCAAUUACAAGAAUACGCGAAACAAUAUCGAUUACGCGUAUUAGGUGGCGUUGCAGCACCACUUGAAAACCCAAUAGACUUCGAAGGCAAGAUGUACUCAUUUCUUUUAUUAUCUGAUACCUUCACCAAUUUGCCAGUCCAUCUUAACGGAGCUUGGGCACAAGGCUCAGAUCGUGCAAUGUUACUAAUCGAAAAAAAUGACAUUCCGGAUUUGGACCAUCUGAAACUCAGUUGGAACAGGCAUAUUUUACUAGAUUUCUUGCCAAAACUUCAUUGCAAACUUCUAAAAGAAGCCAUCAGAUUAAACAUUACAGAUCCUGUCUCAAAGUUCUGGUUUUUUCCGUCCCAAAGACAUCCAAAGUACGCAAUUGAAUACGGUUUCAAAGUACUGAAAUAUAUGUUACAAACCGACACUAUCUUGUUUAAUGACAACUCAGAAGAAAACGUAAAUGAACAUGUGAAUAAUUUCUUCGAGUGUUUGUCAAGACAACGUAUUGAUGAGCUACGCAGCUUACUAAUGGAUUAUUGGGAAAUGGUGAAUUCGGAUGAUGAGUUAGAAUCAUUAAUUCGCUUAUUUCCUAUUUGGCCAAUAUAUUCGAAUUCAAAUUCGGAGAUGCCUUUAAAACCGGCUUCGUGCGGAUAUUUAUUGCCAACUUCCGUUUGCUGGUAUCAAACAAGGAGUUCAACAAUUUAUUUUUGUGAUUAUCAUCAAUUUCUUACCAGACUUAAUGUCCCCUUGAGAAACAUAUAUUCUUAUGUCUUUCAGGAUGUUGAAUUCCCUAGUGAAUCCAAUGACACUUACGUUCGCUUCCUAAAUAGCGUACUUAAUUAUAAUGAUGUCGUUCAAGAGUUAAGGGAUAAACGCUGUUUUCCCAAUUCAAAUACGAGGAUUUUAAAGAAGAUUACCGAUUUAUUCGACCCAAACAAUUCAGUUUUUCGAAUUGUGUUUGGUGGAAACAGAAACACGGACGUCUUUCUUCAUUCCGGUUUAUUAGAACACGCUGAGAGGUUAUCAAGUAUCGGUUUCAAUAAUAAAGUCAAUGAAAUAGCAUUUAAUAAGUGCGCUGAUAUGAUUGAGGAAUUACAAAAAGAGCCGGAACCUCCAUCUGACAUACGCUAUCGAGGCUUCACAUUGGUUGAUCAUCUCUAUAAAAAUAUUACCGUUUUUAACUUGGAUAACAUCAGAAGAAUACCAAUCUUUCCAGUUGCUAAAAGUUUGGGCGAACCUUACGACACGCACUACAAUCACAAUGACGACACUCGUGUAUUUGGUUGUUUGAAUGAGGUAAUCCUUCCUAAUUAUAGAGAUGUCGCGUGGAGUCAAAUGUACUUGAUUGCAGAAGUUAUCAUACCGCCUCCACAAGUACUCCAAAGACAUCCAUCAUUCGGAAAACCAAAUGUUUCCACCGUAGUCAAACAUCUCCGUUUCUUGUAUAAUGUCCUCCGGAAUGAUGAUGAAUGGAGGAAUAGUUGGGCUGAUAAAUUCAAGCAUGACGUUUUUGAGGUUUAUAAAUGGCUCGAUGAUGAAACCUCACAUGAGGGUAUCGACUUGUCCAUGUACAUUCGUUUAAAUGAUACUUUAUUCCUUAACUUCACCAUAGAUCAAAAUCCGUUUAACCGCGAUAAUUGGGUUGCAGCUAAAGAUUUAAUUUUAAACCGUGAGCCGGGUGAAGACCAAUAUGUGAAUCCGAUGCUUGCCAGGUUUCCUAAUAUGCUCAAAAGUGCUGGUGUCAGAGAAAUAAGACCGCCUAAUUAUGUAAUACGGGUCAAACACCAUGAUCAAUCAAGUAUUAACAGAAAUAGAGCAUUUGAAUUUCUAUUAGAUCAAAGAUCCCCCUUGAACGACUUCACUUUUAUUGUGAAUGGUGAGAAAAUAAAAGCAAGUCGAUUUAUGCUUGCUUCAAGCUCGAGAGCCCUUCAUAGAGAACUCACAGCGAAUCCGAAUAAUUCGAUCUCUAUUCCGACUAUUCAAAAUAUUCAACCUAACUCUAUGCGUAUCUUGUUACGUUAUCUGUAUGGUCAGGAUAUUGACGACGCAAUUCAAAGACGAGAUUCAAUUAAUGUUUGGAAUCGUAGGACUGGGUAUGAGAUAUAUAAUAAUUCAAAUUUGCCACUGUAUAAAGAUCUACUCAAAUUGGCAGAAUGGUUCCAAUUAGAUCAUUUGAAGUCGCUUAUGGAAUUUAGGCUCUCGCGAUUCGUUCAAAUGUCUAAUGUAAGGGAUAUGACAAAUUUUGCAGAAACUUUGAAUGCUGAGCAGCUCAAGCAAUAUUGCUAUCAUUUUAUUCGCGAUAAUAGUGAAUUGUUGUUGUAA